This is a messenger RNA of Puccinia graminis f. sp. tritici CRL 75-36-700-3, 721 nucleotides long. RefSeq lists its product as uncharacterized. The record is from RefSeq and is a predicted model, not a curated record. Gene Ontology annotation, cellular component: ESCRT I complex. Bases 46 to 624 code for a protein of 192 amino acids. NCBI's taxonomy places the organism in Eukaryota, Fungi, Basidiomycota, Pucciniomycetes, Pucciniales, Pucciniaceae. The transcript has 4 exons. Gene Ontology annotation, biological process: protein targeting to membrane; ubiquitin-dependent protein catabolic process via the multivesicular body sorting pathway; protein targeting to vacuole.
UUGGUUCAGGUUGGCACUCCUCUGGCACAAGCAACACACAUCAAUAUGGCCUCAUCAUCAACUCAGCAGCCAGAGACCCACAACAACAAACAUCAAUCCACACAACCGACGAUCGAUGAUCAACUCAGCAGAGAAUUCCCAGAGAUCGGAGCCAUGUCGAAAGAAGACUUGCAAGACUUGCUCAACGACCCGGAUUUCUUUCAUGCAAUGCUCAUCAGACAACCGGAGCUGAAACGGUCGAUCGAAGACCAUCAAGUUGCGAUCAAUCGGAAUCAAGCCUUAGCAGAGAGAAAUCUUUCAUUGCGACCCAAAUUAGAAGAAUUAAGAGAUCAAGUGACCAAUUCAUUCAACCAAACUCAACAAACGAUUUCACAAUUUAACGACCUACUCAAACAACAAGCCGACCUAUAUCAGCCUUAUGGAGAAUCGGCAUCCCGAUCACGGCUAUUAACCGCCUUACAUGAAUCAGACAAGUUGACCGAAAGCUUAGCGAAUCAGUUCGUCGUCCAAGGCUUGUUGGAAGAAGAUCAGUUCAUCAAAGAGUUUCGAGAAGAAAGAACGAGAUAUCAUAAACGCGCUUGGGUUGCUAAUCGGUGGUCCGAAGGUUACUUUCGUUGGAAUUGAAUUCUUCCUCCGUUGCAUUUCUUUCAUCUUCUUGUUCUGCUAUCCCUCUCUUUUUAUUGUUGUAUCAAUACACAAAUGAAAUAAACAGCGUUAAUGU